This is a messenger RNA of Parus major (Great Tit), 4710 nucleotides long. It is a transcript of the gene PLEK, whose product is annotated as pleckstrin. The transcript is spliced from 9 exons. Lineage: Eukaryota; Metazoa; Chordata; Aves; Passeriformes; Paridae. Gene Ontology annotation, biological process: actin cytoskeleton organization; intracellular signal transduction. The record is from RefSeq and is a predicted model, not a curated record. Gene Ontology annotation, cellular component: plasma membrane. Bases 144 to 1205 code for a protein of 353 amino acids.
AGAGGAAAUGGCCUUGCGAUUAGCAGUCAGAGGAACUUGUGAAAUGACACAGCUGUACUGUAAAAACACCAUCCCACAGACUUUGCUGCCAGAGGAACUCAACAGCCAGCACUGACGGACCCGAGAGCAGGACUGCCCAAGCCAUGGAGCGAGAGCCGAUGCGCAUAAGGGAGGGCUACUUGGUUAAGAAGGGCAGCAUGUUUAAUACCUGGAAGCCAAUGUGGGUUGUGCUCUUAGAAGACGGAAUUGAAUUCUACAAGCGGAAGGCUGACAACAGUCCCAAAGGGAUGAUCCCACUAAAAGGAAGCUCUAUUCACAGCCCAUGCCAAGAUUUUGGCAAAAGAAUGUUUGUCUUCAAGCUCACUGUGGCCAAGCAGCAGGACCACUUUUUUCAAGCUGCCUACCUGGAGGAGAGAGACGCCUGGGUGCGGGAUAUCAAGAAAGCAAUUCAUCGCAUAGAUGGAGGCCAAAGGUUUGCCAGAAAAUCCACAAGAAAAUCUAUCAGAUUGCCUGAAACAAUCAAUCUGAGUGCUUUGUACCUCUCAAUGAAAGAUCCUGAAAAUGGAAUAAAGGAGUUGAAGCUGGAAAAAGAUAAAAGAGUGUUCAAUCACUGCUUUACAGGCACCUGUGUGAUUGACUGGCUGGUGUCCAGCAGCUCCAUCCGAAAUCGCAAAGAGGGUCUCCUGCUUGCCUCUUCCCUCUUGAGCGAAGGCUACCUACAGCCUGCUGGGGAUACAUCCAAGGCAGCUGCUGAGGGACUGUCAGACACCCCCUUCCUAGAUCUCAGUGAUGCCUACUACUACUUUCCAGACAGUGGAUUUUUCUGUGAGGGAUAUUCCAGUGAUGAUGAUGUGGUCCUAAAAGAAGAAUUCAGAGGCACAAUUGUCAAACAAGGAUGUUUGCUGAAACAGGGACAUCGGAGGAAGAACUGGAAAGUGAGGAAGUUUGUUUUAAGAGAUGAUCCUGCAUAUCUUCACUAUUAUGAUCCUGCUGGAGGAGAAGAACCACUGGGAGCAAUUCACUUGAGAGGCUGUGUGGUGACAGCAGUGGAAGAUAUGCCAGACACCAAGAAGUAUGAUGAUGAGAACAUCCUCUUUGAAAUCAUCACAGCAAAUGAAAUCCACUAUUACUUGCAAGCAGCCUCAUCCACAGAGCGUACAGAGUGGAUCAAAGCAAUCCAGUCAGUUGCUAGGACUGGUAAAUGAAGAUGAUCUUCCAACAAGAAGACAGAUAAAUUAAAUUAGUUACUCAAAACAGAAUUUAGCAUUUCACCAAGAGAAAGCAGUAUCAUCCCAAAGGGCACAAGCCCUUUGGGGUUGAGGACUGGGUGGAAGUUUCAAUUCUAUAGUUGGCACUAACAAACUAACAUUUUUUCACUUGUAUUAUGGUAAUAUUUUACUAAAUUAUCACAUAGAAAUGCCAUAUUAGUGUGUGUUUCUUAAUCAGUCUGCCUUGAGAAGGCUGUACCUGUUGCCAUAGCUGAUAGUGGGAAUCUCACCAUUAACAGGGGACAGAGGCAUGUCACUGACAGAGAGGACCCCAAUUAAUCACCCUCUUCAGCCUGUGAUGUGUUUCAGCAUUUUCAUGUAUUUCAGUCUUCUCCAGACAAUUUUUACACUUUCUUCUUUACCAGAUCAGGUUGCUGCUUGUUCACUGAUACAAAUAAUGACAUAGAUAUAAGGAAAAGAAGUAAUUUGGAAACCUGAUCCACUCCUUUAUAAUCUGUCAGCAUUAAGGGGGGGAAGAAUGCAGACAACUAUGGAAACACCAUGUGGAACUGAGUGAGACUCCAUGGCAGCAGUAUGAGGAAAAGUCUCUCCCCACAGUAUUUCAAACACAAAGCAAUCUCACUUCAAACUCCCUAUCACCCAAUUUUAAGCCUUGGCAAAUUUUUCCACAAGAAUCUGCCCUGGGACCAUUGUUUCCCUUUAUUUAUGUCUACAAAGCAAAUGCUGGGUUGUCAGGUACUAUUUGAAUUAAGAAUCUUGCAGGAGAAGGGAAAGGAGGCAAGGGUUGGUUACUUGAACUACUGAUUGAAGUGGUUUCAAUUAGAUUUUACUUUUUUAACCUCCAGGAACGUACUGAGUCCUUGAUUCUGUGCCUUAGUAGUAUAAGAGAAACCUUGUGCUUAUAACUGAAAUAGAAGUUUUUAUUUGAUAGGGUCAGUUCACCUGAUUAAUCCUUGUAUUUUUGUCUGACUGUAUAUCAAACAAACUUCUAAGUCUUAAAGUCUAAGAAGGAGAUGAAAAUCAAGUUCAUGUCAGAUUGUGCAUGUAGGCUGUUCCUAGUUUGAGUGAAGGAAACUUCAAAAUCUUUAAAACUCUGUUAAUAGGUCUAAUAAGAUACCUUAUCCUUAAGAAUUCUUAUUGGAAUCUCUUCCAUCUAAAAAUAAAUGUGGAGCUAAAGCUUCUCUUCAGUUGUGCUUAAUUAUACCUGUAACUGAGCUAAUGAGCCUGAAGCCCUGUUGCCUUGCAUAACUUAUCCCAAAGAAAACACAGCCUUGCAGGAGCAGCAGGCUGAGACACUGCAUCAUCAUGUCCACUUAAUUUGGCCAGCAGAAAUCAGCUUCUGGCAGGCAUUUCCUGUCUCAUGCAAGCUAACAAGAUCAUUGAAGUCUGAUAUGUCAUUCUGAGGAAGGAAGACUUAUGGUAAAAAGAUCCACUGUUUGCUCAGUCUGCUCUCUUGAUAAUUGCUACUUCUUGUUGCUUAAUUUUGCUUGCAGAGCUCACUAACCCAAAAAUACCCAAGGGCACAGGAAGAGAAAAAAAACACCCCACACAACCAAACAACAGAAACUUGUCCAGCUGACAAAAAAAGAGGGAUGUGACUGCCACAAGUUAAUAAAACUAAAAUGUUUUACCAGUCUAUGACCUUACCAUUUAAACUUGUGCCCAGUCCAAGGUAUGGCUGUCCACUUAUGAAUGGGGUUUUCUCAGGCCUAGGAUGAUAGUCAGUGUAUUUAUGGAAGAGCUCUUAUGUUUGUACCAUCCUGUAUUAACAGGGUCUGUGACCCCAUACCUAGUGCUUCAGAAGACACAUUUCAAGGAUUUGUAGGUGGCUCUGCUUCUUGGCAGCAGUGAGAAGACUUUAUCCAAGGGAAUUCAGUAUUGGAAAGCAAGUACAUGUCUAUCAGAGAUGAUGAGGCCAGCCCAGCAACUCAGAAGGAAUGGAAGAGGCACAGAUCCUGAAUACUGGCACAAAGAAGAGAGACAGCUUUGUGCAAGGAACAACUAAACAAAAGGGAGAAAACAGAAGAGCAGAACUACAUGUGUCAUGCUUCCUCUAACUUUCACCCUCUAUUUAAAUCACACUCCUACUACACCCUCAGCAAUUACUACAUUAACAUCAGUUUCUUUUUUACUUAUGAAAAAGAACUAGUCUAAAGGACAGCAAAAUGAACAAACCAUUAUGGAUAAGGAUUGUAUUUAUUAUCUUCAGCUACUGAAAAACUUGUAUAAUAUAAUCUCAUAUAAAUAUCCUCUUAAGUUCAUUUUUGUCUUGCCACAACUUGCACUGAGCAAUUUUCCCUCCCCUGGAACACUGCCUACGUGCUUACUACAGUCAGGGUCAGAUUUUUGGGAAUGUUGACUAACCACACACCCAUAAAAACACCAACACAGACACAGCGCUCCUACUUCCACUUUAAAAUAAAGUUUAAAAGAAAAUGGUAUGAAGAAAACCACAAACACAGAUGAUGAAAAUAUAAUAACCCCAGCCCAACAAACUUUCAGCUACAGGUGUUAGUACUUCUUAUAAUCCAACAGACAGCACAUAUGGAGGUAGUUUGGACUUAAUAUGUCUCUAGUAAUUUUUUCAAAGAGCUUCUUACUUUCCCAGCCCCACAGCUUUCUUCUGAAGGGUAAGGUAAUGUAAUUUUGUUGAUAAGUAUAGCUAUUUUAGUGCUCUUCUUUGCAGUGUGCUGUCUUUGCUUUUUAUCUGAAAGAGUUAAAGUGUGAAAGGUCUACUGAAAAUGUGUUUUAGUAAUAGAACAGUUUGCUUAGUAAUAUUUAAUCAAAGUUUGUUCAUAAAGAUGAAAAAACUCAUUAAGACCUCUGAUGUAUCUCACAUUUACUGUCAAUCCUCUCUUUUAGAAAAGUUUUUUGUUUUAAUUUCUUCUCGCAAUAUUGUAUAUAACUUUUCAAUGCAGUAGUACCUCUUCUGUCUUUGGCUUAGAGUUCACUUUACUGCAAAUGUUAAACAGCUCUUUCCCCACCCCCUAAUUUGUUCUCCAAUAUUUGAGAAGUUAUUUGAAGUUUAAACUACUUGCUUCACGGGGCUCUUGAUUAGUGCUUUUCACUGUUUGAACUGUUCCUCUGUUUGUUCUGAGUUCAAGCUUGGGCAACACUGAAAUACAGAAAAAAUUUCCUUAAAUAAUCGUUUUGGUGGGGGCCAGAAACAUUUAAGUAGGGUGGGAGUUUUUGUGGGAGGGCAGUGGGGUGGGAAUGGUUUGGGUUUUUUGGUUGUUCUUUUUCAGUUUGUACCUUUUAAAACUGGAGGAGACUAUAGGAGGAACUUGAAAAAGCAAAAUGAGUAGAUAGGAGUCCUCUGCAGGCUGUUGGUAUUUCUGUGGGUGCCUCCAGUUUGUGUUUUGAAAAGUCCACAUAUUUUUUGUCUGUGAACUGUGACAUUCUUGUUAAUAUAUAAAGAUUUUUUUGUGCACAAGGUGAACUCUGAAAACAAGGGGUUCUCCUUUAGCUGUUACUCAACAGA